AUGCCAACCGUGAACUCCUCAGCCUCGUACACAGAGUUCAUCCUUCUUGGAUUUCCGGGGGUCUCGGAGUACCGACAGCUCCUGGUUAUGCCGUUUUCCACCAUUUACAUUGCGAUCGUGAUUGGUAAUUCCGCCAUCAGCUACAAUGUAGUGGUGGAGAAGACUCUCCGCGCCCCCAUGUACUCCCUUUUCGCUCUUCUGCUGGCUGUGAACGUUGGGUGUACGAGUGCCGUGAUGCCCACCAUGCUUUUGGGUUUUGUCCGCCGCGUCCGCGUCUCCCUCGCCGGCUGUCUCGUUCAGAUGUUCUCAGUCUACGUCAUGGUGAUGCUGAAGUCAGUUUCUCUCCUGGUAAUGGCUAUGGACAGAUAUAUCGCGGUCUGCAUGCCGUUACGCUAUCAGAAGAUCGUGACAAAGCGCUUCGUGCUCCAGAUGCUGUUUUGGGGUCUUUUCCGGAAUUGCGCUCUGGCCGCCGUUGUGGUGAUCUUGGCCUCUAAGGUUCACUACUGCAAAUCCAACGUUAUCCUCAACUUCGUUUGUGAAAACUUUCUUCUCCUCCAACUUGGCUGCGGAGACGUCUCCAGACUUCAGGUUGUGGGGCUGACGGUGAGGACCGUGGUGACGGUUUCGGACAUGGGCAUCCUCUUGGUGUCCUACACUAAGGUCCUUCACGCGGCCAUGAAGAUUGCGGUGGGAGCUUCUCGGCAAAAAGCCUUGCACACCUGCACCACGCACCUUCUGGUGGCCGUCCUGAUCUACACGUUCGGGUUAUCAUCCUCGGUGAUGUACAAGGUAGAGAAAUUCAUUUCACAUGAUGCUCAAAACCUCUACGGGGCCAUUUAUUUCCUGUUCCCAGCCGCCAUUAAUCCGAUUAUCUACGGACUAAGAGUUAAAGAAAUUAAGGAUUGUCUGAUGAAGAGAGCGAAAAGGAAAUGUUUCUGCUAA
Molecule: messenger RNA, 942 nt
Organism: Spea bombifrons (plains spadefoot toad)
Lineage: Eukaryota; Metazoa; Chordata; Amphibia; Anura; Pelobatidae
Product: olfactory receptor 52K1-like
Exons: 1
Coding region: 1-942 (313 amino acids)
Biological process (GO): G protein-coupled receptor signaling pathway
Cellular component (GO): membrane
Molecular function (GO): olfactory receptor activity; G protein-coupled receptor activity
Source: RefSeq, a predicted model, not a curated record